This is a messenger RNA of Anopheles aquasalis, 2189 nucleotides long. RefSeq names its product Nedd4 family interacting protein (gene Ndfip). Gene Ontology annotation, molecular function: WW domain binding. NCBI's taxonomy places the organism in Eukaryota, Metazoa, Arthropoda, Insecta, Diptera, Culicidae. The record is from RefSeq and is a predicted model, not a curated record. Gene Ontology annotation, cellular component: endoplasmic reticulum; Golgi apparatus; perinuclear region of cytoplasm. Gene Ontology annotation, biological process: vacuolar transport; metal ion transport; ubiquitin-dependent protein catabolic process.
AAGAAGAAGAAGAUAAAGGAGCCAGAAAUUAUUUAUUUGCAUAAAAAGCAGUUAAAUUGCAAGAUAUCACUAAAUAAAUAACGCGAAGAGUUGUUAGCUCUGCUGCGCUGAGCGUUUGCUAAAUCACGGUGCUGUUAUAGCGCGUCUGUGAAUCUCGAGAUCGCAGCGAUAAGGAUUAUUCAAUCUACAACUCGCUGUGUUGUGAGUUUGCUGACGACAGCGAAGACGACACCGAAAUCGUGACGAAAUCGUGCUCAACGCAAAAGCAGAAAUUAUUGAUACGUGGAUCCAGCGAAAGUAGUUUGCAAAUCCGGCAACCUUUGGUGAGGAAAACGACGAUCCAGUUUUUUAGAAAGUUACCGGUGGUGCUACUAGGCAACAGAAGGAACAGACAGACCAACGUACGCGAUGCCGCCGACAAAUAAUCGGCCGGAUGAGUUACCGCCACCGAAGGCGGAUUUUAGUGCGCCGCCACCGUACGAAGCACACGAUACACAGUGCGAUGAGUACGGUCGUCAGCAUUCGGGCGGCGUACCGGUUCCGGAGCUGACUACCAAGCUGCCGACCUACGAGGAGGUACAGAUGGAAAAGAUGAUCAACCAUGAGCUACCGUUGCCACCGAUGCCACCGCCAAUGCCACCACCACCACCGAGCAUUACGUCGAUGGGCCGUGGUCCGGUCGUACCGGGAGGGCCGCAGGUUACGUUCAUCGCCAUUGAUGCCGAUGGCGAGAACAUUAGCGCUGACAACAGCCUACUUGGCACGGAUAUCGUCUUUGUGACUGCAUUCCUCAUUGCGUUCCUGUUCAACUGGAUCGGAUUUCUGGUGCUGACCUGUUUCUGCCACACGAUUGCCGCUCGCUAUGGUGCCCUGUCCGGCUUUGGGCUGUCGCUGGCCAAGUGGACGCUGAUCGUGAAACACUCGACCGAUUUCGCUUCGCACGAAAACUCCUGGCUGUGGUGGUUGAUCAUGGCGUUCGGCUUUUUGAUCUGCGUCCGGGCUCUGGUGCAGUACAUCAGCAUCAAGCGCACCUGGCGGCUGCUGUCCACCUCCGCGCAGGAGCGAUUGCUAUUUUUCUACUAAAAAAACAGGUGCACUUCACAUGCGCGCUAAUAUAGUUGAAACACCCAACCACGGGUCCGUGGAGGGUCUUUUAACGCCCCGGGGGCGAUCUCUCAAUGUUCCCACAAUGUGUGUGAGUGUGUGAAUUGACGCGUUUUCCCCCCACAUCCCCAACUCUAGGGCCAGCAGACACCACGCCUUCUGGGUUUUACCUUUUGAAACCAGAUCCUAUGUUGCACCAAUUUCCCGGUUGGCCAUGUCUUCCUUCUUUUCCUAUCCAUGCGCCAUACCAUCAUGUGAUUGCAAUCAAAGUAGCACAUUCAACCCAGAUAUCCACCUCUUGGAUUUUUACUAUAAACACUCCACACAUCUGCACCUCUUCGCAGAGUCUCUCCAGUUUUGGAUUCUGUUAACUGUUAUUUGGUAUAUUGCUUAUAGCUAGUUUUCGUUAUCUUUCAUGUUUCUUAUUAAGGUAUCGGAAUCAUGCACACUCGCACACAAAAUGGACACAUAUUCACUUUCACCCCACUUUAUUGGUCGCUAUGAGACAAGUUGGCUGGAUGAUGUGUUGCUAGGAGCAGAGUAGAUUUGGUGUAAAAAUGGAUGCUAUUUUAAUGGUCAUAGAUGAUGCGGUGGCUACUGUCGACUAAUAGUAGUGGGCAACUACACAUUAUACACACACAAAAAAACACGUACACAACACACAAUCACAAAUUUGCGCCACACAAAACCACAUAAAUGUGCUGUUGGACAGCAACUGCAUCAGGUAGAAUUUGGGCCGGGUUACCUUGUGGGUAUCACCGCAUUGUUGUACUUUGUAAAUAGUUUGUAACACAACGAGCGAGCGGAGAGGAGUGGAGGAACAGAGAAAAAGCGAGGCAGAAAUGCAAAGCCACGGCAGGACUAUAUUACACGUAGUAACAGCUCUAAACCACGAAAGCAGAAGCAGAACAUACUAUAUUAUGCUCGUAUGCACCAUGGCAUAGGUCGAGGAGAUAAAUUACUACAAAUAAUUGUAAAACCCUCAGCUGUAAAACACGGUACGCGUUUGUCUUACUAUUUGUGAAACUCCUAAAAAACAACAUCAAAAAAAAGUAUCCAAAUAUAGUCCUACGACCAAAAAACUA